CAGCCCAAAGGUAUAGACUCCCCAGAGAGGGCGGCUUCUUAAGGACACACUCCAAAACCCGAUAUGUGGAUCCUAACAUUACCUAUGAAAUUGAGAGUCACCACGAGUUCCUCUACGAUUCUGAUUCUAGGCAAUCCUCAAUUAGGAGUAUUAUCACGGCAGGUUGUUCUUCAAUGCUGGUACUGGCCCUGAGGACGUGGUGGUGGAUGUUUCCUAUAUCGCUUUCGAAACUCAACCCCUCCUGGUCAAGUAGCUCAAAUUUUCCAAAGGAGCAGGAAGGCGAGUCAUGAUCGAGUUAUGCGCCCGUGGUUUUUCACCCACGACACGGCAAUCUCGGGUAUGAUCAUCGAUUUACCAAAUUUUUACCCGAAAUUUCACCCAGUUGGCUCAGUCAACCACUUCUGUCAAGUGAUAUUCUUGGACUGCCAAAUCCAACACUAAAGCGAGAAAUUCGGGAGUUAGCGAUGGGCCUAGAACACCUGCACCAUAAUGAUGUGUCUCAUUCUGCCCUUAAUUCACCCUUGAGCUAUGUGUGGUCAAAUGGCAAAAUGAAAAUGAUUAAUAUUGAUGACUCAAAGUUCGACUUUUGGGAUGAGCUUCACCCAUCUGAAUCUGAGAAGCAAUGGCAAUGGCGUAAGCUACACCAUAUCAACCAGUUUGGCAUUGGACUCGAAUACCUCCUGAGAUCAGAUUUGGUUUGGCCCGAAAGGGAUUCUUUUCUGAGGUGCUUUGCUCUGAGUGUCAGCCUUGAUAGGUACUUAAAGAUGGUGUACACUCACCCCUUUUUGAUGGAACACAUGAAGAAGACAAUGCAACUGCUUGCAGAUGCACACCAUGCCUAUAUUUCUCAAGAUGGUGGUGGGCUUAGAGUCGAUAUUCAGAGGAGGAGUGGUGCGCACAAACUGGAUUAUUGUAGUAAAUUCAGUUACUAA
Rosa rugosa (rugosa rose) is the source of this 932-nucleotide messenger RNA. RefSeq lists its product as uncharacterized. NCBI's taxonomy places the organism in Eukaryota, Viridiplantae, Streptophyta, Magnoliopsida, Rosales, Rosaceae. The record is from RefSeq and is a predicted model, not a curated record. The transcript has 3 exons. Bases 465 to 932 code for a protein of 155 amino acids.